Molecule: messenger RNA, 3447 nt
Organism: Arachis ipaensis
Lineage: Eukaryota; Viridiplantae; Streptophyta; Magnoliopsida; Fabales; Fabaceae
Product: putative receptor protein kinase ZmPK1
Biological process (GO): protein phosphorylation; recognition of pollen
Molecular function (GO): ATP binding; protein serine/threonine kinase activity
Source: RefSeq, a predicted model, not a curated record
CUAUCUUUGUCAAUUCAUUUUUGGAUGCUUUUUAUUAGUGAACUGGAACAGUACAUAAAACAAUAAAGUAACUUAUCAACUAGAAAUUUACUAUUUAGUAUAUAUUUACGGAAGCAGGAAGAUAUAAGAAUGAGAAUGUUUAGGAUUGACUACAACAUUUAUUUAUUAUUUGCAAGAUGUUUUAUCAACUUUAGAUCAUUUUGGCGUCUAUAUCCUAUAGCUGUAUAUGAGUAAAAUAAUGAUGGAACUAGUGACAUAUCUUUUGUGCGUAUGUUUGAAUUCCAUAUGUUAUUUUCCCCAGUACACAUCCCAAUCUAAUAGUAUAUAAAUAUAGAAAGUGAUAGUCCUUUACUAAAAUAAUACGAAUGCACCUAAGACACCAUUAUUGUAACAUGAUCAAAUGUUCAAUUAAUUUUAUUUUAUUUUUAUAAGUAGCGUGUUCUAUUAAUUGUAUAUUAAUAAAAAUAUCUAAACCCUCCACACCUGAUUAAUGUAUUUUUGGUGAUUGUAGAAUUACAACCGUACCCUUCUUCGAACAAAUUCAUUUUCCAUGGUAUUUCAAAUUUUCAACAAGAAAAACUGAAAAAGUCUUAUGGGAAUGUCACAGUCUUGCUGAUGCGGAAUAAUACCGCUGAAUUAUUUAUCUUUAAAUAUUCAAUAUAGCUAAGAUGUCAACGUACAAUAAUUCUCGUAAUUAAAUUAAAUAAUGCAACUUGAUGAUCACUUAUGACACCUGCAUAAACUUGUUCUGUAUAUAUAUCGAUCUUGGUGCUUCAAUGUUGAUCAGCCCAAUUAAAGACACUAACCAGCGUCCAUGGCUAUCAUCAAUAUAUCAACAUUAAUAUUUUUUCUCCUAUUGUCGAUAAAGCUUUCAUGUUCAACAAGAAACCAUAGCAUUCUAAUCCAAGGUUCAUCAAUGUCAGUAGAUGAACCAAACGACGUUAUAGUGUCACCCAAGGGCACGUUUUCUGCUGGCUUCUACGCGAUUGGCGAAAACGCUUAUUGCUUUGGCGUUUGGUUUUCCCGAAACCCUACUCUUGUAUGGAUGGCAAAUCGUGACGACCCAGUCAACGGAAAGAAAUCAAAGCUCUCCCUACUCGCCAAUGGUAACCUUGUUCUAGUGGAUGCCGAUAAUUCCCAUGUUUGGUCAACAGACACAGUUUCAUCGCCGUCUUCUACCGUGCAUUUGGUUCUGUAUGACACCGGCAACCUUGUUCUAACGGAGGAGGACGGUGACGGCAACAACAACAACAUGAACAGCACCGUGUUGUGGCAAAGCUUUGAUUUCCCUACGGAUACUCUUCUUCCUGAGCAAGUGUUCGCCCGAUUCACCAAAGUAAUCUCUUCGAAAAGUCAGACAAACAAGUCCACUGGUUUGUACACGUUGUUUUUCGACAACGAUAACGUUCUUCGUCUUGUUUACAAUGGCCCCGAAGUUUCAGGGAUCUACUGGCCAGAUCCUUGGAAUCUGAACUGGGCCAACUUCAGGAGUAGUUACAACAGCAGCAGAGUUGCUGUCUUGGACACUCUUGGCACCUUCAUUUCCUCAGAUAAUUUCACUUUCACCACUUCCGAUCACGGUUCCGUCAUCCAGCGAAGGUUGACCCUUGAUCCUAAUGGAAACCUUCGUGUUUAUAGCCGUAGCAGUGAUCAAGAUGACUGGUAUGUUUCGUGGCAAGCAUAUGCAAGACCAUGCAGGAUCCAUGGCGUUUGUGGGCCCAAUAGUUUGUGCACUUACCAUACUGAUUCUGCCAUUAAAUGCUCUUGCCUUCCCGGUCAUAAGAUGAAGUAUUCAAAUGAUUGGUCUUACGGCUGCGAACCCAGAUUUUCUGUAUCUUGCAAGAACAAUGAAAGUGGGUCGUCGUCACAGUUCUUAUCUAUAAGCAACGUGGAGUUGUAUGGCUAUGAUUAUGGACUCAUGACAAAUUACACAUUAGAUCAGUGUAAGGAGUUCUGCCUCCAACUAUGCGAUUGCAAAGGCGUUCAGUACACUUAUAACAAGGCCUCUGGUACCAACAAUUGUUAUGUCAAGGUUCAGUUGCGGAAUGCAUAUCGAAUCCCAUAUUUUAAUGCUGAAUUUCUUUUGAAACUGCCGGUCAAUAGUACCUAUUCUUUUCAAGAUGAUCAAGUUUCAAUCGUUGAUAGACACAACAAUCUUGAUUGUCCUGUGGGUGCAGAAACAAUACAACUUGAGAGGAUUUAUAUCAAAGGGCAGGUGAGCAGAUAUGUUAAGUUCUUGUUAUGGUUCGCUGGAGGAGUUGGGAUAUUUGAAAUGCUGUGCAUAUUUGUGGUUUGGUACUUUUUGGUAAGGUUUAGGGUGCAUUCUGGUGCAGAUGAACGAGUGUAUGACUUAGGCUUUGCAGGGUUUAGGAGAUUCAGUUACUCUGAACUGAAACAAGCCACCAAAGGGUUUAGCCAAGAGAUUGGAAAGGGUGCAUGGGGGAUUGUAUACAAAGGUGUACUCUCUGAUGGAAGAGUGGUGGCCGUGAAGAGACUCAUGGAAGCGAAUCAAGGAGAAGAGGAGUUCCUUGCUGAAGUGAGCAGCAUUGGAAGGCUCAAUCACAUGAACUUGAUUGAGAUGUGGGGAUACUGUGCUGAAGGGAAACACAGGCUCCUGGUUUAUGAGCACAUGGAGCAUGGUUCUCUUGCUCAGAAUCUUAGGACAAAUAGAUUGGAUUGGUCCAAAAGGUUUGAGAUUGCGUUGGGUACAGCCAAAGGUUUGUCUUAUCUUCAUGAUGAGUGUUUGGAUUGGAUUUUGCAUUGUGAUGUAAAGCCACAGAACAUUCUUCUUGAUUCUAAUUUUCAACCCAAGGUAGCUGAUUUUGGAUUGUCCAAGUUGCUUAAAAGAAGUGACACUAAUAAGUACUCUAGCUUUUCCAAGAUACGAGGAACAAGAGGAUACAUGGCUCCUGAGUGGGUUUUGAACCUCCCAAUAACCUCCAAGGUUGAUGUUUAUAGCUAUGGAAUUGUUGUGUUGGAAAUGUUCACUGGAAAGAGCGCAACCAAGAACCUUGGGAUUAGUAGUGAUGGAGUAGAGAAUAAUCAACAUAUGUACCUGGUUGCAUGGCUGAGAGAGAAACAGAAUAUGGGAUUUCGUUGUGGUUGGGUUAGUGAAAUCUUAGACCCCACCAUAGAAGGUGAUUAUGAUGAAAAUAAGUUGGAAGCUUUGGCUAGAGUUGCUUUGCAAUGUGUAGAGGAUGAGAGGGACAAAAGACCCACCAUGAGCCAAGUGGUAGAGAUGCUUCAGAAAUAUUUAUAAUAAUUGGUGACAUUCAUUGUUAUCAGUGUAUCUACGUGCCUGUUUUGUUUAUGUAGCUGAAUAAUUCUCCUAGAAAAUAUCUCUGUUCUUUGUAAUAUGAAUAAUGAAUGUAGUUGCUUGCAUACCCCACAUAUAAUAUCUUGUGUAUGAUUGUAUUUUUUUUAAUGUAAUUUAAAAGUUGUUUUGAA